Molecule: messenger RNA, 1035 nt
Organism: Medioppia subpectinata
Lineage: Eukaryota; Metazoa; Arthropoda; Arachnida; Sarcoptiformes; Oppiidae
Source: the annotation of a GenBank genome assembly
UUGGUUGACGGACUCAACGUUGUUAUCAAACUUAAACGCAAAUCAAUUAGUGAUUUGAUCCUCGCGUUUGAUGUCAAACCUUUAGCCAACUUUUCGCUCACAGCUGUUCUCACGGCUUCUUCCGGCACUUCUGUUAAGGAAUUCACAAUUACUUAUACGACCAGUGAUUUCGAUAUAUUGGCCACAAAUAACGAUAUAAUCUAUGGAAUGGGAACCGAGAGUACGUGGAAAUCAUUGAACAGAGAUCUAAAUAUCGAUCUCCAAAAGGGUCUUAAUAUAGGAGAGAAGAAAUUGACGGUUAAGACACGAAACACACAAUUGAUUCGUUUGGUGAUGAAUGGGAAGGCAAUGAUAGAUAACAUUAGACUCAUUGCGUCAGCGCACGAGGCAUACGCUAAGACAGCCGGCGAUUGGUUUGUGGCCAAUCAGAAGCCUAACGGAGGCUUUAGUAUUGAUGUGAAUAGAAAGCUGUCAAACGGUGCGUUACAACUGAAGAGUGGUUGGUAUUCAGGAAUGGCCCAGGGUCAGGCCAUAUCUCUGCUCACACGACUCUACAAACACACUCUCGACCACAAGUACUUAUUGUGUGCCAAAAAUGCAUUAAAUUUGUUUGAUAUCGACUCCAAAGACAAUGGAUUUCGGACUAAAUUUAUGGAUAAAUAUGUUUGGUUUGAAGAAUACCCGACACUUCCCAGCAGUUAUGUAUUGAAUGGCUUCAUAUACUCCUUGUUUGGUCUCUACGACCUGUCAAUGAGCGGUAAUGAUAGCCAUUGUGUGAAAGCGGGUCUUCUCUAUCGACAGGGCGUUGACUCGUUGGAGAAGAUGUUACCCCUCUAUGACACUGGUUUCGGUUCUUUGUAUGAUUUGCGGCACUUAGGCUUAGGCUCUGCGCCCAACAGAGCGCGUUGGGACUAUCACUCCACUCAUAUCAAUCAACUUCUUUUCCUCAAUACCAUUGAGAAUAAACUCAUUUUCCAAACGACUGCCAAGCGAUGGAUUUCUUAUAUGAAGGGAUACAGAGCUCCGCAUAAUUAG